GUGGGAGAAAGACCCGGGGCCGCGGUCGCCCGGGGCACAGGGGCAUCGGCGGCCCGGGGUCCUCCCGGUUUGGCGUCCGGGCCUGGGGUCUGGCUUUCUCGUGCGCAUCCAGUAACUUCCGUGCGGUGGUCGGAGGUGGCGGCUUGCCGCCGCGAUCCCUUCGGGGUUGCCCAGGAGGGUGUGUGUGGAAUCCUGUCUUGAAGACAGCCCUGGCAGCACUCUCGGAGUGUAAAGUGAGGGUUGACCUAGAUUCUGUCUGGAUCGGGAGAUCAUGGUCUCUCCUCUCCUGACAUUGAGCAAUCAUGGAUCAAGUAAUGCAGUUUGUUGAGCCAAGUCGGCAGUUUGUAAAGGACUCAAUUCGACUAGUUAAAAGAUGUACCAAACCUGAUAGAAAAGAAUUCCAGAAGAUUGCCAUGGCAACAGCAAUAGGAUUUGCUAUAAUGGGAUUCAUUGGCUUCUUUGUGAAGUUGAUCCAUAUCCCUAUUAAUAAUAUCAUUGUUGGUGGCUGAGUUCGUUUUGGAAGAAUGUUUUUCAUCUUAGGGACUGGUGAGCAGUGAGGGUUUGAGAAGCUCAUGGAGUAAAACUUUGCCUAUGUAUUUUGUCAUGUUUUUCUUCCAAGAUGUUUUCUAUUCCUGAAUUAAAAUAAUUUCAAAGUAUUUUUAAAUAAACAUCUUUUUUCAUCAUAGAUAUAAAGUAUAAAUAUCACAUUUUAAUGAUGGAAAAUCAUAGAUUCCUUAUUUCUUUCAGCAUUUUGGUUUAUAGGAGAAAUUAAAGGGCCUGGUGAAAGAUUAA
Nycticebus coucang (slow loris) is the source of this 792-nucleotide messenger RNA. It is a transcript of the gene SEC61G, whose product is annotated as SEC61 translocon subunit gamma. The coding region runs from base 303 to 509 and encodes 68 amino acids. Lineage: Eukaryota; Metazoa; Chordata; Mammalia; Primates; Lorisidae. Gene Ontology annotation, cellular component: membrane; Ssh1 translocon complex. Gene Ontology annotation, biological process: post-translational protein targeting to membrane, translocation; protein targeting. The transcript has 4 exons. Gene Ontology annotation, molecular function: transmembrane protein transporter activity. The record is from RefSeq and is a predicted model, not a curated record.